AUGGACACAGAUGAUGAACGAUGGGACAUGGACUGGCGGGGAAGAAUAUGGGGAUACACUGGGGCUGGAGGUCUUGUUCAAGCUUUCGCUAUGGGUUAUUUCUUAUGGGAUUUGAUGGCAAGUGUUGUUCAUCUAGGUGUUCUUGGAUGGAGCUCGUUGAUACAUGCCAUCUGUGCACUUUCAGUGGUUGGCAUUGGUUUUAGACCAUUUGCGGAUUAUUAUGGUCUGAACUUCGUCCUUUACGAACUCUCCACCCCAUUCCUCAAUAUUCACUGGUUCUUCGAUAAGCUCAAUAUGACGGGUUCCAAAGUACAACUUUACAAUGGCAUAGUACUCCUCGUUAUGUUCUUCUCAUGCCGUCUUGUGUGGGGUUUCUACCAAUCUGCAAGAUUGUAUCAGGAUAUAUGGAGCUCUUUCCAUACCCCCAGUGCAAUAAUUGCCCCGGAGCCUGGAUCCCUUAGUGCUUCAGAAUGGGAACUCUUCAGAUUCUCUGGAAAAUCCAAUGAGUUGUCGCUACCAACAUGGUUAGCUUGGGCCUAUCUGGGAGCGAAUACUAUAUUGACGCUUUUGAAUUUUUAUUGGUUUAAUCAGAUGAUUUCCGCGGUAUCGAAAAGGUUCUCAAAGAAAGGAAAGCAUACACGAGCAAAUAAGAAAGAGUAG
Molecule: messenger RNA, 660 nt
Organism: Botrytis byssoidea
Lineage: Eukaryota; Fungi; Ascomycota; Leotiomycetes; Helotiales; Sclerotiniaceae
Exons: 2
Coding region: 1-660 (219 amino acids)
Biological process (GO): lipid homeostasis
Cellular component (GO): endoplasmic reticulum; membrane
Source: RefSeq, a predicted model, not a curated record